AUGGAAGGAAGAAGAUCAUCAUCUUCAUAUCAUCGUCAUCAUCGUUACGAGUUUGAUGAGAAUGAAGAUGAAAUGAAGAAAGGACCAUGGAAAGAAGAAGAAGAUCAAGUGCUCAUAAAUCAUGUUAAGAAAUAUGGUCCAAGAGAUUGGAGCUCCAUUCGAUCCAAAGGCCUUUUGCAACGUACUGGAAAAUCUUGUCGUCUUCGUUGGGUCAAUAAACUUAGACCUAACUUAAAAAAUGGAGUGAAAUUUUCUGGAGAAGAAGAAAGGACAGUUAUUGAACUACAGGGACAAUUUGGUAAUAAAUGGGCAAGAAUUGCUACAUAUCUACCGGGGCGAACUGACAAUGAUGUUAAGAAUUUUUGGAGUAGUCGACAGAAAAGGUUGGCUAGGAUUUUACGAACAUCCCAAAAUAACACAACCCAAACUUGUGCUUUUCCCCUAAUAUUAGAGGCACCUAAAUUGAGCUCAUCAAGAGAACAUGAAGAGUCAUUGUCCAAGUCACAAUCUUGCUCAUCAUCCUAUAUUGACAACUCUGACCACAUGAUGAACCAACAACUUGUCCCCUUGGAAGAUUUAGUGAUGACUCCAGAUUCAAUUGCUUUUGAACCAAACAUGCUUAUGCAUCAUCAACUUGACAUCAUGAGUACUACUACUAUUCCUAAUGAUGAGAAGAAACUUGGAAUUAUAGAAUCUUCACAUAUCCCAACUCAUGAUGACUUUGCUUUGCCACUAGAAAAUCAAGAAUUCCCCAUCAUGCCUAACUUCAUAGAUGUUUUUGGACAUGGAUUUGAUAAUGUGGAAAUACCAUUUGUCAAGAGACAAAUUGAGAAGCCACUUACUCCAGAUAGCUUCAUUGAUGACUUCCCUUUGGAUAUGUUUAAACAUAUUGAACCUCUACAAAGUCCAUCUCAAUGGUGA
Solanum stenotomum is the source of this 921-nucleotide messenger RNA. RefSeq names its product transcription factor DUO1-like. The transcript has 3 exons. Bases 1 to 921 code for a protein of 306 amino acids. The record is from RefSeq and is a predicted model, not a curated record. Lineage: Eukaryota; Viridiplantae; Streptophyta; Magnoliopsida; Solanales; Solanaceae.